UUGAUAACUAUGAAAACGUUGAUAAAUUGGCUGCUCUUUUUUCAUUCUAUAAAACGUUAAAUUCAAUUAAUGAAGAUGAUAAUAUGUCUCAAGAAACCGAUAUUCUUCAAGCUAAUAAUAGCAUUUGGAGCCCUUCGCCACCAACAUCGUCAUCGUCCAAUAAUGAAAAAAGGGAAGCGCAACAGAUUUAA
Funneliformis mosseae is the source of this 191-nucleotide messenger RNA. Lineage: Eukaryota; Fungi; Glomeromycota; Glomeromycetes; Glomerales; Glomeraceae. The record is from the annotation of a GenBank genome assembly.